AUGCUAAGUGUUGAAGAAGCCCGCCAACAGAUGCUGAAUACUAUUCCGGUUUUGCCCACGGAAAAACGGGAAAUUCUAAAUUGUGCUGGCUACGUUCUCGCAGAGGCACUGCAUGCGGAGGAGAAUAUCCCUCCGUUUGACAAUUCAGCGAUGGAUGGGUUCGCGGUUCGCGCAGCGGAUGUCCAGAACGCUUCCGAAACGAAGCCUGCUGUUCUCACAGUCGUUGAGACAAUUGCCGCAGGAUAUGCCCCAACAAAACAGGUUGCCCCUGGGCAAACUUCGCGUAUCAUGACCGGGGCAAUGAUGCCUGAGGGUGCCGAUGCGGUUGUGAUGCAAGAGGUGACCCAGCGAGAUGGGGAUGAAGUCAAGAUUUUUGAGGGAGUUGACAAAACUGGGAACGUCCGUUUCACCGGUGAGAGUGUCGCGAAGGAGCAACAGGUAAUGGGAAAAGGGAAAUACCUACGUCCGCCAGAAGUUUCAAUGCUCGCCUCUCUUAAUUGCCCAGAGGUCACAGUCUAUCGCAAACCUACCGUUGCGAUUGUCUCGACGGGUGAUGAACUCACGCCACUCGGUGAACCGCUUGAACCGGGAAAAAUUCGAGAUAGCAACCGUUACGGUCUCUACGCACAGGUCGAGGAAGCAGGCGGCAUACCGAUUGAUAUGGGUAUCGCUCCUGAUGAUGAGGUAGAAACAGAGCGCAUCUUUCGUGCCGCACUCGCGAAGGCUGAUGCCUUGAUUACAAGCGGUGGUGUUUCGGUAGGGGAGCACGACGUAGUCAAAAGUGUAUUGGCGAGAUUGGGAAAGAUUAACUUCUGGCGCGUCGCGAUGAAGCCCGGGAAAACCGCAGGCCUUACGGCAUUUCGGACGGAAAACCUAUUUUGGAUUGCCGGCAAUCCGGUCUCUUCGCUCGUUGUGUUUGAACUCUUCGUGCGACCCGCGCUCCUCAAAAUGGCGGGACAUACAGAACUGUUGGCGUCCGACCUUCAAAGCCACUUUAGCUGA
This is a messenger RNA of Geodia barretti, 1002 nucleotides long. The record is from the annotation of a GenBank genome assembly. Lineage: Eukaryota; Metazoa; Porifera; Demospongiae; Tetractinellida; Geodiidae.